Plasmodium gonderi is the source of this 624-nucleotide messenger RNA. RefSeq lists its product as hypothetical. Lineage: Eukaryota; Apicomplexa; Aconoidasida; Haemosporida; Plasmodiidae. The record is from RefSeq and is a predicted model, not a curated record. The transcript has 3 exons. Bases 1 to 624 code for a protein of 207 amino acids.
AUGAAUGCCAUUUGCACCACAUCAGUGAUUGUGCAACUUUUAGAAUUUUUUCCUUUUUUGGAUGAUUUGUUUACGUUGAUGUACUUGAAUCGGUCAUGGAAAGCAGCGAUUCUAGAUGUAAUCACAAAUACAAAUUUCCUAAACGCGAAAAAAAUUAUGAGAAUGAAAAAUAAAAAAUACAUUUUACUCAUUUUGAAAUACAUGAAGGGUAGUAGCAGAAAUGGACGUGAAGGAGAAUUGAUUAAAACUGAAUUGGUUGAUAGGAUUGAGCAUCCACUCGAAGGAAUCUCUCCCUCCUUGCGGCAUUUUCCAAACGUUCUAGAGCUAAUCAUAGGUUCGUGUAACCUGAGCCCACUUUUCUUCAACUGCAUCCAGAACAUGUUCCCUCAACUUGUGUGUUUCAAGAUAUUCAUCAAGUCACCUGUAUGCAUACCUUUGUUAAAAAACUUUUGUUUCAAUUCGAAGAACCUCAGAAGGAUAAUAAUAACAAUUGGAAAUAGCAAGUUGAAUACUGAUUACCGGGAAAAAUUGGAAAAAAAUCUGAACAAAUUUUUUCGUCACUGGGGAAUCGACAUCACCCUCAUAACACAGUUGAGGGAGUGCCCCUUGCGUGGGAAGUUAUGA